AUUUGAUAUUCCUUUGACCUCCCUCCUCCAACCCUACCUGCCUUCCUUCCCCCAUUCUUACUUUUGACUCGUUUUACCUCACACUUCCUCUUUAUAGCCGUUGCACUCCCCUCUGUUCAGCCCCUAACACCAACGCAAAAAUGAAAAAAGACCCUUCACUUUCUGCACAGCUUCACGAGAAACCUGACAAAGAACCGCCCCCACGAGCUUCACCUUCUUCUUCCAAAUGUUCUCCAACCAACUCUCUUCUUUCUUGUUCUUUGAAACGGAAAAGACCGCCUAAGAUUGAGAUCCCAAAUGUCUUGCAAGAAAUCCAAGCCAACACCCUCAAAGUUAAAGAUGUUACCCCUCAAGAUGACGCCGUUAGCUUCGGUGGGUUGGGUGUGGGUGUUUUCUCUGUCAAAGGCAAGAAGAAGUUCAUGGAAGAUACUCACAAGAUCGUUUCUUGUUUGCAUGGAAGUUCAAACAAAGCCUUUUUUGGCGUUUAUGAUGGACAUGGAGGGAAAAAGGCUGCUGAAUUUGUUGCAGAAAACUUGCACAACAAUAUUUUUGAGAUGUUGAAGAAUUGUGAAGGAAAUGAGGAGAAGGAGGAGGCAGUUAAGGCUGGUUACCUCAAAACAGAUGAGGAGUUCUUGAAGCAGGAUAUAGCCAGUGGUGCCUGCUGUGUCACAGCAGUAAUAGAAGGUGAGGACAUUGUUGUUUCAAACUUGGGAGAUUGCAGGGCUGUCUUGUAUAGAGGAGGUGUAGCUGAAGCCCUCACAACAGAUCAUAAAGCAGAACGAGAGGAUGAAAGAAAAAGGAUUGAGAAUGAGGGAGGAUAUGUUGAGUUUCACCGAGGAGCUUGGAGAGUUCAUGGAAUACUCUCUGUGUCUAGAAGUAUUGGAGAUGCCCAUCUGAAGCACUGGGUACUGGCUGAUCCUGACACGAAAAUUCUUCAGUUGACUCCAGAUAUGGAGUUCCUUGUUUUGGCUUCUGAUGGUCUUUGGGAAGAGGUUAGCAGCCAGGAAGCUGUUGAUAUUGUGGCACGACUAUUGUCUGGAAAAAGACUGGGUGCUGGUGGAGGUCUUAGUAUUAUUGAACAUGAUGAGGAUUAUGGCUGUGUGAAUGUAAGCCCCUCGUCAAAAAUAAGAAGAGUUUCACUGGUUAAGCAACAGAAGGAGACAAGUCAGUCACCAAGAUACAAGAAGAACGUUGAUAGCUGGAAAGAUAAUGAAAGUCCUUCGUCGAAAAUAAGAAGAGUUUCACUGGUUAAGCAACAGAAGGAGACAAGUCAGUCAUCAAAAUACAAUAAGAAGAUUGAUAGCUGGAAAGAUAAUGAAGAUGACGUUGGUUGUGAAAAUGGAAGUCCACCGUCAAAGUUACGAAGAAUUUCCCUGGUCAAGCGGAUAAGCAUGAAGCCUGAGUCUCCUAGUCAAGAAAACGCCAGUUUUAAGGAGGGACCAUCAUCUGCUGGUCUUAUGGAUGCUUGCAAGGAGCUCGCGAGCCUUGCUGUGAGUAGGGGUAGUUUAGAUGAUAUCACCAUCAUGAUAAUUGAUUUAAAGCACUUCAGAUGUAACGCUUAAUCCUGCAGAUACUGCAGCUGCUUUUCAUUUUUAGUUAUCAUUGUACAAACUUAAUGAUGAGUAUAAUACUAUGUAGCAGCAGAUUUAGCA
This is a messenger RNA of Theobroma umbraticum, 1652 nucleotides long. RefSeq names its product Protein phosphatase 2C family protein. NCBI's taxonomy places the organism in Eukaryota, Viridiplantae, Streptophyta, Magnoliopsida, Malvales, Malvaceae. The record is from RefSeq and is a predicted model, not a curated record. Gene Ontology annotation, biological process: protein dephosphorylation. Gene Ontology annotation, molecular function: cation binding; protein serine/threonine phosphatase activity.